This is a messenger RNA of Sinocyclocheilus rhinocerous, 2950 nucleotides long. It is a transcript of the gene paqr6, whose product is annotated as progestin and adipoQ receptor family member VI. The coding region runs from base 298 to 1299 and encodes 333 amino acids. The transcript is spliced from 8 exons. Gene Ontology annotation, cellular component: membrane. Gene Ontology annotation, molecular function: signaling receptor activity. NCBI's taxonomy places the organism in Eukaryota, Metazoa, Chordata, Actinopteri, Cypriniformes, Cyprinidae. The record is from RefSeq and is a predicted model, not a curated record.
GCUUUUCCCCCAUUAAACUGUAACUCUUCGGAUCCCAAACUGGCGACCUCACAUCUCCAGCUGGCACGCGCAAAUGAUCUCAUAGACCAGAUCAAGCUCAAAGUGUUUCCUGCGUGGCGGGGGGCUGGAGAGGGUCAUGGUUGGGGCUGGGCUCAGUGUGUGAGGUGGGAGGCCGGGGAAGGGGGCCCAUCCCGGGGUCUGGAGUGUCCGCUGUGGUGCGUCCUGUGUCGAGGAGGCAAGGAGAGACUCGAGCAGGCCUGUCAGAGAGGGAGGGGAGUGCUGCAUCUCCCCGCAGACAUGCUGAGCCUCAGACUUCCGCAGCUCUUUGACAUCCACCAGGUGCCAAAGGUGUUUCGAGAGGACGGCAUCAUGUCCGGGUACCGUCAUCCCAGGAGCUCAGCCCUGGACUGCAUUCUCAGCAGUUUUCAAAUGACCAACGAGACAGUCAAUAUCUGGACCCACUUCCUGCCGACCUGGUACUUCCUGUGGCGGUUCAGCGUGCUGUGCUCCUCUCUGGACUUCCUGACGGACAGCUACACCUGGCCGCUGCUCGUCUACAUGCUUCUGAUCUGCCUGUACCCCUUCACCUCCAGCUGCGCUCACACCUUCAGCACCAUGUCGGCCGAGGCUCGUCACAUCUGCUACUUCUUCGACUACGGCGCGCUCAGCCUCUACAGUCUCGGCUGCGCCGUCACAUACGGCUCUUACGCCAUGCCCGACUGCUGGGUAAACAGUUGGCUUCAUCAGCAUUUCGUGACCAUUGGCGUCGCCAACUCGCUCUUUUGUACCAGCAUGUCCUGCUACUCCAGGUUCGUAGAGUUGCAGUUCCCACAUAAAAGUAAAAUCUUGCGAACGGCCGCGUUUGUCGUCCCCUUCCUCUUUGAUAGCUUCCCACUGUUCUACCGCCUGCUGUCGUGCUGUUGGGGGAGCUGUAGUCCCAGUCAAGCUCUGGCCAGCCACUCUUACCAUCUGCUCUUUGCGUUCCUCACAUGCUUCCUGUUUGCGUCUCACCUCCCCGAGAGACUGGCUCCUGGACGCUUCGACUACAUCGGUCACAGUCACCAGCUCUUCCACAUAUGUGCGGUGGUGGGCACACAUUUCCAGAUGGAGGCAGUGUUGACAGACAUGGCGUCUCGCAAAGAUUGGCUGACGUCGCACUCCUCUUUACCUUCGUUUCCGGCCACCUUGGGGGUUCUCGUGCUGGGCGUCCUGCUCAACCUGGGCAUCAUUGGCACCUUUAGCGCCGGUUUACCGCGAACACCUCGCCAAAGCACUUCGGCCCACCUUCAUCAGGAGUAACGAGCUUUCUUGACCACUCCACACCUCACUGUGCACCUUUCUGGACAAUUGUGCACUUAUACAGUCACUUUCACUGAUAUAUAAGCCUUGAUACUUAUGUACUAAGAAGCUAAACGUUUAUGCUAUUCGAGAUCGUUUAUUCUAGUUAAUUUUAUACUCACGGUUUAUUAUCCCAGCCGAAAACCCUAAUGAUAAUCGCGACCUUUCAGGAGUUAUUUGAUUAGAUUUUUUAGUCAUCGAUAUGAAAGUUUGAGGGUUGAAUGACACUAAUAUUGAUUUUUACAGGUUAUAUUCUAACAUAGCUUUGGGGUUUUUUAUAAACAUAAUAUGAUGUUUGUGUUACUACAUAUUAAUGUUGUGUAAUAUUAACUGGAAAAUGAUUACGUAGCAUUAAUCAGGGAUUUUAUAUUUGCAUUAAUAUCAUCAUGAGUAACAUCAUUAAUAUGAUUAAUCCAAUUUUAUGAUGUGUUGCAUAUCAAAAUAUUCAAAAAUUAUGGUGGGUACCAUAUCUAAAAUGACAUGCAGGUGGGUGAAGCUAUGCUUGUAUUUGUAAUGUCCCUUUUUAUUAUGAUUUGGAUUUAAUGGAACACCUUUGAAUAAUCUCACAGGUUCAGUAACUAAUCAAUUAAGGGCUGUUUUUAGAAAAAUAUUUCCACUUUUACUUGAGCUCGUUUAAACAUCAUUCUCCUACUAAUAUGAAUAUGGGGCUGCACUGGAGUCCUUCACUCUGGUUUUGAGUUAUGUGUCACAUAUCUGUGGUAUUGUUUUGUUCAUUGCAGGUUUAUGGCGUACAAUACACUCUGUUUAUAUUGAUACACAAGGUUUUUCUAUUUAAUUGCAUUUUGUCAAUUGCACUUGUGGAUCCAGUGCAAACUCGAAAUAGGUUUUGUGUUCAUGCAAUUAGUUACGUUCUGUUCUUAAACCAGAAAUCGAAGCUAAUCGUUGCGUAUUGCUAAGCUGUUAACCUCUGUCUCUCAUUUUGUCCUUUUUUUGUUUGUUUCGUCUGACCUAGCGGUGCAGGACAGGUACGUUGGCUUGUAAUUCAGUGCAAUUAAUGCUGCGUAAAGGCAGUAGUUUCGCGGAACCUUUUCUAACAAGCUCCAAAGAUCGGUCACUUGGUGGUAAUGAUAUUUUAAUUGGUGUAUAUGAAAGGGAUCUUGGGUUAAAAAGGAAAAGUAGGUGCUUCAGUGGUUAGUGGCGGAAAGAUUCUGCAUUUCUCCAAAUGCCUAUUUGUAGUACGACAGCAGAAAUUCUGGCUCACCGUUCGGUGUAAGUAGGUGUGUGUUCUUCCAGCUCCAGCUCUGAUGGAGUCUGUUCUUCUGCUCAAAGAGGUUUAGAUGUGAAUGUGACUGGUCACAAUAGUAGUUUGUGCACUAGAUUUAAAUGAAACGUAAAAGGUUUUGGAUUCCUAAUCCCUGUGUGUUUGUUGGCCCAAAUGAAUGUAUUGCAGUUUUGAAAACUGUGUUUUAAAGCACCAUUUAAUGUUACAAAGUAGCAUUUAAAAUUACCAAGGAAAUUGAAAUUAUUUAAUUUUUGUUUUUAAAUGUUCCAGAAAUGUUUUUUUUUUUUUUUUUACUAUAAUGCUUCCUUUUAAUAAUUGAAAUAUGCAAUCAUUAUCGCAAUGCCUUUUAUUUGCCAUUGUCAAUUUUGA